CCUAAAAUGGCACAAGUCCCGAGUAAAAUAAAUGUGUCUCUGAAAAAUGAAUACUAUUAUGAUAACGGUUAAAGUUUACCGACAAAAUUAGACUGUCUUUGUUUAUGAUUACGAGUAUUUAGCGCAUUUAAUAUUGCACACAUAAAACUCGGUACAGUUACGAGCCGCGAGUCUAUAUAGGGAAGCCAAGUGUCCAUAAAGGAGUCACAGAACCUCCAUUAGGAUGGUGAACUCGCUGCUGCUUAGUUUGGCCACCCUGGCGUCGGCGUACGCGUCGGUGAUUCCCGAAAUCUCCGGAUACUCAAGAGUUUCUAGCAACGGCGCUAGUAGCGCCAGUGAGCCGCGAAAUUUGAAUCUCUCACCGGUCUACCAUCCCGCAAAACAUCUCAAAGUUUACGACGGCGAAGUUGUCGAUUAUUCACACAAAUACUCGACCUUGGACAAGGAGAUGGUUGCGAAAUUAGACGGCAAAAAGCGUCAAAAACAAGCUGAGGACAGAUUCGUUCCUUCGGCGGUAAAACUGCAGAGCCCGUCGGGCAGUCCAGGGUCGUCGAGCUCUUUGGCCUCUCAAUCAUCAGUUUCAGGUUCAUCACCCUCUAUUUCUUCCGGUGGUUACGCCACGUUACCUCAAAGCUAUUCUUCAAACACUUAUCAGUUUCCAGACGAUGAUAAAGUGCCGAAAAAUAAUAAUAAUAAUAAUAAAUUUAAAAUAGCAAACAGCAAUGGGAAUAAUAAUGAUCACGAUAAUUUGCCCUCUAUUACUGAUGAUGGAUUCUCUAUGGCUGGAGAUUCUUAUUCAAAGAUACCAGAUUCAUAUAAAUUACAACCUGAUAAAAUAAAAAACUAUCCAAGUUAUCUGGAUAAAUUCCCGUCAAAACCUAGCUAUCAACCAGCGCCAUCGUACAUAGAUCCUAACGACCCAUACUUACCUAAUGAUAAUGAUAAUGAUAAUGAUAAUGACAACAACAACAACGAUAACCAUAACGAUGAUGAAGAUCAUCGGAGUCACGGGAAUUUUCCCGAUUUGACAUACCCACACGAGUACAUCUACGAUCACCCGCCAGACGAUUAUUAUCACCACCACUUGCCCACCACCACCACCACCACCGAGGAACCGAUCAACGAUCAACGUCUCAAUAAGCGCCCGUACUCUUACUACUACAUCGGGAAGAAGCUCUGGUACCUCCCAUUGUACUUCAGCAUCUACUUCAUCAUUUACAUCGCCGCACUUGUUCUCAAGAGCGUCGCCAGACACAAAAUAAACUUCCCUGCGAACCUCGCGGAAGCCGCGCAAGGCGCGAGACAUCUUCAUUAUAAUAAUAAUAAUAAUAAUUAUAAUUAUACUUCUGAUCUUACUCAGAGAGUUCUCGAAAGAUAA
Cotesia glomerata is the source of this 1378-nucleotide messenger RNA. RefSeq lists its product as uncharacterized. The transcript is spliced from 4 exons. The coding region runs from base 224 to 1378 and encodes 384 amino acids. NCBI's taxonomy places the organism in Eukaryota, Metazoa, Arthropoda, Insecta, Hymenoptera, Braconidae. The record is from RefSeq and is a predicted model, not a curated record.